Molecule: messenger RNA, 5531 nt
Organism: Condylura cristata (star-nosed mole)
Lineage: Eukaryota; Metazoa; Chordata; Mammalia; Eulipotyphla; Talpidae
Gene: LPIN2
Product: lipin 2
Exons: 20
Coding region: 63-2750 (895 amino acids)
Biological process (GO): fatty acid catabolic process; triglyceride biosynthetic process; cellular response to insulin stimulus
Cellular component (GO): endoplasmic reticulum membrane; cytosol; nucleus
Molecular function (GO): transcription coactivator activity; phosphatidate phosphatase activity
Source: RefSeq, a predicted model, not a curated record
CGGCUGUCUGUUUGCCCCGUGCCUCUGCCUCCAGGCUGUAGACCGGAUUCUAAUCUCAAACCAUGAAUUAUGUGGGACAGCUGGCUGGACAGGUGAUUGUCACCGUGAAGGAACUCUACAAGGGCAUUAAUACAGCCACUUUGUCUGGGUGCAUUGAUGUCAUUGUUGUGCGACAGCAGGAUGGCACCUAUCAGUGUUCACCUUUCCAUGUAAGAUUCGGGAAGCUGGGAGUCCUGAGAUCCAGAGAGAAAGUGAUUGAUAUAGAAAUCAAUGGUGAUGCAGUGGAUCUUCACAUGAAAUUGGGUGACAAUGGAGAAGCUUUCUUUGUGGAAGAGACUGAAGAGGAAUAUGAAAAGCUGCCUGCUUACCUUGCCACCUCACCAAUUCCUACAGAAGAUCAGUUCUUUAAAGAUAUUGACACCCCUUUGGUGAAAGCAGGUGGAAAUGAAAGGCCACCUCAGAGUUCAGACAUCUCACACAUUUUGGAAACAGAGGCAGUUUUCACUCCAAGUUCUGUGAAAAAGAAAAAACGAAGAAGAAAGAAAUGCAAACAAGAUAGUAAGAAGGAAGACCAGGCCAUUUCCCUUGCUGCAGAAGACACUGUGAAUGUAGACCUGAGCUCUGAUGACGACAAGGGGCUACAGUCAGCAAGAUUAUCUUCAAAUGCCUCUUUAAAGGAAGAAGAAUACAAGGAACCUUUGCUGUUCCAUUCUGGGGAUCACUAUCCCUUAUCUGAUGGAGACUGGUCCCCUCUAGAUAAUACCUAUACCCAAGCAGCAUGUCCUAAGAGCGACUCGGAGCUGGAGGUAAAACCUGCCGAAGGCCUGCUCAGAUCUGAAUCACAUAUGGAAUGGACGUGGGGCGGGUUCCCAGAGUCCACCAAGAUAAGCAAGAGAGAGAGAUCUGAGCAUCCUAGAAGAGCUACGAUCACACCAUCAGAAAAUACCCAUUUUCGUGUAAUUCCCACUGAGGAUAGUCUCUUAAGUGAAGUUGAAAAGGAUGCGUCCAUGGAAGAAACCGUCUGUACUAUAGUGAAACCCAAGCCCAGAGCCCUGUGUAAGCAGCUGAGCAAUACGACUCCCACCUCAGAGCCUCUCCACCCUCCCCUGGAGCCUCCUCAGAGUUCAUCUAUGUUAGAUGCAGACCACCUUGCCAUGUCAUUGGUGGAGUCACCCUUGGAAUCAAAACCAGCUGCUAAAGUAGACUCACCAUCAAAGAAGAAAGGUGUCCACAAGAGAAGCCAGCACCAGGGACCUGAUGAUAUUUACCUAGAUGAUAUAAAGUCUCUGGAACCUGAAGUUGCGGCUCUUUAUUUCCCCAAAAGUGAAUCGGACCCUGGCUCCAGACAGUGGCCCGAGUCAGACACGUUCUCUGGUUCCCAGUCCCCACAGUCUGUGGGAAGUGCAGCUGCUGACAGUGGCACAGAGUGCCUUUCAGAUUCUGCCAUGGACUUGCCCGAUGUCACCCUCUCCCUUUGUGGGGGCCUCAGUGAAAACGGAGAGAUCUCUAAAGAAAAAUUCAUGGAACAUCUCAUUACUUACCAUGAAUUUGCAGAAAACCCUGGACUUAUAGACAAUCCUAACCUUGUAAUACGGAUAUAUAACCGUUACUAUAACUGGGCUCUGGCUGCUCCUAUGGUCCUUAGCUUGCAAGUAUUCCAGAAGAGUUUGCCUAAGGCCACUGUGGAGUCUUGGGUUAAAGAUAAAAUGCCAAAGAAAUCUGGUCGCUGGUGGUUUUGGCGCAAGAGAGAAAGCAUGACAAAACAGCUACCAGAAGCCAAGGAAGGGGGGAAAUCUGAGGUGCCACCGACUAGUGACCUGCCAUCAAGCACAAAGGAACCAGCCAGUGGCAGGCCAGCUGAGGAUGAUUCAUCCAGUGAUGAGGGGUCACAGGAGCUUGAAGAAUCAAUCAAAGUGGACCCUGUUGUCACAGACCCCACAAGCCACAGCAGUGCAACCUCGUAUAAGAAGUCUCUUCGACUCUCCUCCGAUCAGAUUGCAAAACUGAAGCUCCAGGAUGGUCCAAAUGAUGUUGUGUUUAGUAUUACAACUCAGUACCAAGGGACCUGCCGCUGUGCGGGGACCAUUUACCUAUGGAACUGGAACGACAAAGUCAUCAUUUCUGAUAUUGAUGGAACAAUCACUAAAUCUGAUGCUUUGGGACAGAUUCUUCCACAACUGGGUAAAGACUGGACUCAUCAGGGGAUAGCAAAGCUCUACCAUUCCAUCAAUGAGAAUGGCUACAAGUUCUUGUACUGUUCUGCCCGCGCUAUUGGCAUGGCUGACAUGACACGUGGCUACCUGCACUGGGUCAAUGAUAAGGGCACCAUCUUGCCCCGGGGCCCUCUGAUGCUGUCUCCCAGCAGCUUGUUCUCCGCCUUCCACAGGGAAGUGAUAGAAAAGAAGCCAGAGAAGUUCAAAAUUGAAUGUCUAAAUGACAUCAAGAAUCUGUUUGCCCCAUCCAAGCAGCCCUUCUAUGCUGCCUUUGGAAACCGUCCAAAUGAUGUCUAUGCUUACACACAAGUUGGAGUUCCAGACUGUAGAAUAUUCACCGUGAACCCCAAGGGUGAAUUAAUACAAGAAAGGACCAAAGGAAACAAGUCAUCGUAUCAUAGACUGAGUGAGCUCGUGGAACACGUGUUCCCACUUCUUGACAAGGAGCAGAAUUCCGCCUUUCCGUGCCCGGAGUUCAGCUCCUUCUGCUACUGGCGAGAGCCAAUUCCCAGAGUGGACCUGUAUGACCUGGCCUGAGGCAGCACCUCCACAGUGAGGUCCUCGAAUCCCCUUGCAGCAAAGGAAGGUAACCCGCACUUCUGCUGGACAGAGGACACUGGGCUACCCUCCAAGCCACAGGUGCGGGACCAGACACGUGUUGACAGCACCAGCUUUCUGGAGCAGCAAUGGGGCACCUCCUGGAGCUGAAACUGACGUCCUCCCCUUUCCUGGGCUCUACGGGCUUUGCAGCUCAGUGCCUGGGAGAAAAGUGCAGGAUCUCUGACCUGACCCUAGACUCCUGUCACAGGGUUGGUCCUUGCAUACUCUGUUGAGUUGUGUGCUGGGUGCUCGUUCAUUGCAUAAUUUAAAAGGAAGAAAAAAGCUAAGAGUGAACCCAAAACAUUGCACAAAGUAAAGUUACAAUUUGCACUGGGCAGUUGACUGACUCUCUAAAAGCAGGGCUUUCUUCAGGGGGCCAGGGUGUCCACUAAACUGCUCUGGGUAGUUAAUGUAGGGGUUCGCACUGCCUGUGCUCAUUUCUUCCGUCUCCUCCUUCUCCUCUGCCAUGUUGUUGCCAGGACUGCUGUCUGCCUGGCAGGGGCCUUUAGUGCCCCUGAAUCUGACCCCACAAAUGUGGGCUUCUGGGAAAUAGUGGCCACUUAGAUCAAUGCCUUGCUGACUACCCCUUGAUGGGAUACCUUAUGUUCUGUUUCGACCUAGCUAGACACAGGUCUUGCAAGAUACAUUUGGAUUUAGUAAGGACAGUUGGUUAAACAGCAACCCCCAGCAGUUCUGUAUUCAGGGAUGCUUUGGAAAUGUUGGAUAUACCGCUGGGUCCGGGAAGAUCCUUUCCUCAGUCUUCUCCUUCCAGCUCCCCACCCCAGCCUGCUUGUGAUGAGCUGUGGCUGCGUCCUGUCUGACCCUCUAGAGCUGUGGCAGUCAGGCUGGCUGUUGACAGUCGUCCUCACUCUGAAGUGCGAGUGGCUUUUCAGGGCACCAGGAAAGAUCAAACACAAGCCUGCGUUGGUGAGAAGGCAGCAAGCAGAGUUCAGGGGGCGAGUGGGAGCUGCAGGUACAGACUCACGCUCAGGAGGCUCCACUGCCGCCUCUGCUUGUGUGGAGGGCUCAUCCUGACCUAGUGUGUUCCCCCAAGUUAGACUUACCUAAAGGUGGAGGAAGGGGGUGGAUAUUUUUCCAGAUUGGAGAGUUGAAAGUCCCUGGCUUAGGUCAGCCUUUUUUCUUGGUGUGGUUGGAUGCAGAGAUGGGGCGUCCUGACACACAGGUCCCCAGCAGCCCUGGAGCUUGUGCUCUCGGGAGGGACGCGUGCUUCCUCAGCACAAAGCUGUCUUCCGAAGUAGUUCAAGGACUGGUUGUAUAAGGAGCUUGUUUAUGUACACCACUCCCUCUGUGUGAAGUUCUGCCCAGUUAGUGAAUCCUAGUGAGCGCCUGGCCGUGCAGGUACCUCAUCUCGUCGAUGCUGUCAGCGCCUCCUCUGGAUUGUUUGCUUCUGAAGAAAAAUGUGGGCUUUCCACGCUUGUCCUGGAUGUCAUAGGGCUUCUUUGCAUAUGUGCAGCACAGAAAACCUUGUGAGACUUCCAUAGUCCCUUUUCAGUAGUCCUUUAAAGAGUUUUUAAUUAGACAGUUGGGUUUUUUUUUUUCUUUCCUUCUUGAUAAGCUCUUCUCUCUGAACACAUGGGAAACCACGUCCCCCUGCCUGUGUUGAGGGUGACCGAUCCCUGUCGCGACGUCCAUCAACACUACCCUUCGUCAUUUUGUUGCCGCAGAUUGAUCCAGUGGGUACAUGCUAAUUAAUGUGCAUCUUUUUCCUUAUUUAAAGGAGUCCCUCUUGCUGAACGUAGAUGAUUACUAUUACUAUAGUGUCAUGAAAGUGUUAGGUUUGUGCUGAAAAUCCAUUGCCAUUUGGUACAAAUGACAUUUGUUCUUUCUGUGAAAGAGAGAUGCCCUCGAGUGUACUUGUACACAGACCCUCACAGUGGUGGGGUAUGAAGAAGCGUUGCCUCAGAUGAGAUCUCGGGUAGUUUGGGUUCUUCUCAGUGGUUCCACUGCUGAAAUGGCCAUGGUCUCUGGCCCUCUUUCCACUUCAUCCUGACUUGAGCAAUCGCCUCAAUACUUACUUGCGUGUUGAGGUUCAUAGCCGUAGGCUGUGGUGGUGACAGCCUCACCGGCAUGCCAGACACACACUCCUAGCCUGUGUGAGCGAGCACUGUUUGCUUGCUUAAAAACCUCUGCGUGGUUUUCAACUGGAAAAAGAACUUCUAGUGUGAAGUCUGAACUGAGCAGCAGCAGCCAGCUGGAGGGCGCGGGCGCCGCGCUGCGGCUCGCGCACCUUCUGGUGGUGUUCGUGCCGGGUGGAGAGGAACAGUCUUUUUGCAAGUUGGCGAAAACGGAUGCUUCCAGGGAGCCUGUCAUGUUUCCAGCUGUCAAAAAUUUACUCUGGGAAGCAUUGUUUUCCCCCGUUUCAGAGCAUUUUGGGUUUGACGAAUCUGGUUAAAAAUUGAGUGUUUGAAGUAGUGCUCUUUUCCAGGUGAAACUGCUUUUUGGUUUGCUUUGAAGGUAAGAGGAGGAGGGGGAAACUUUGCUCUUUUAAUUUAAGAAUUACAUUCAGUCUCUGAUGAAGUACAUGAUUAUUUGACAGUAAUGCCACUAAAUUUUUAAGUUGUAAAAGUUUAAUUGUAAGCAUCAGUCCAGUGCUCUGAAUUAUGGCACAGACUGUUGUCUUAAGAUGACUGACUCAUACUUUGGUGCAGUGUUUGAUGUUCAAAAACAAUGUUACAACAAUAAACAAACAUAAAAGAG